AUGCAUCCAGCUCUCUCAACUCCCGAACUUCUCGAACAAAUCUUCCUCCUCAUCGACACCGCCAGCCUCCUAACAUCUACCCAACGUGUCUGCCACCUCUGGCACACGAUGAUCACCCAAACGCCAUCGAUCCAACGCCUCCUCUUCUUCCGCCCUGAAAUCUCAGCAAGAGCACAACCCGAACGAACCAUCCAUGCGGCAAAGCUAAACCCAUUCCUCACCGUGAUAUUCCCAUCGUGGUUCCCGAGUGCAUCAACACUAACCGAUGAGCGCGGAUACCGCACUAGCAACCUUGAGCCCGAGUUACUACGCAGGCUUGAAAGGGACUGGAACGGGGACGUACAUCAACCUAUUGAGCGCCAAGAUGCAUCAUGGAGACGGAUGCUCCUCACACAGCCACCUGUUCUAGGUGUCGGGCUUGUGGUUGAUACGGUUAUGUGGGCACCGUUUCCGGAGAUCAAGGGGUGGAGGGUUGCGCAAGAUGGGAGGAAGUGGGAGUGGAUGUUUGAGAAGACUGGGUAUGAAUCUGGUAACGCUUUUGAGAUUGAAAGACGGGAGGAAGGAAUGAAGGAAGAGUUAGAGCCGAUCUCUAUGGGCGUCUUCUACGACCUGAUCAUGAGCCAUACGGGAGGGGCGCAUACGUGGAUUGUCGUCUGGGGUAAUGGCUUGCCGCGCACGUAUGUUACGCGCGAAUUGUGGCGGUCUCGACACUGGGUGAAGGGGCUGGUGACAGCGUGUGGUGUGGUUGUUGUCGAGUUGGCUGCCAAUGGACGUGCGCUGGAGGCGUCUUUAUAG
Molecule: messenger RNA, 795 nt
Organism: Aspergillus calidoustus
Lineage: Eukaryota; Fungi; Ascomycota; Eurotiomycetes; Eurotiales; Aspergillaceae
Source: the annotation of a GenBank genome assembly